UGCAAGUCUUUCUUACUAAGAAGAGAAAUGGCGCAGAAGGAAAUUAAAAUGGAUGAAGAAAACAUUUCUUGUUUAAGCUGUUUGGAUCUACUGAAGGAUCCGGUGACUAUUCCCUGUGGACACAGCUACUGCAUGAACUGUAUCAAAAGUCACUUUGAUGAAGAGGACAAGACAGGAAUCCACAGCUGCCCUCAGUGCAGGACGAACUUCAUGCCAAAGCCUGUCCUGGAGAAAAACAUUAUGUUAGCAGAGUUAGUAGAGGAACAGAAGAAUAUCUCACCGGGAGUUGCUGAAGUGGAUGUUUUACUGUCACCACCAGAGCCAAAGACCAGAGCUGGAUUCUUAAAAUAUUCACAUGAAAUCUCACUGGAUCCAAACACAGCAAACACACAUCUGUUAUUAUCUGAGGACAAAAGAAAAGCAACAAUAAUGAGACAAAAACAGUCUUAUUCUGAUCAUCCAGACAGAUUCACUGGAUGGCUUCAGGUCCUGAGUAGAGAGAGUCUGACUGGAUGCUGUUACUGGGAGGUGGAGAGGAGAGGAGGAGGAGUUGGUGUUGCAGUCGCAUACAAGAAUAUCAGCAGAGCAGGGAGCUCAAAUGAAUGUAAAUUUGGAUUCAACGACAAAUCUUGGUCUUUACGUUAUGAUUCAAAUGGUUUUCAGUUUUGGCACAACAAUGUCCAAACUGUCCUCUCAGGUCCUCGGUCCUCCAGAGUAGGAGUGUACCUGGAUCACAGAGUAGGAGUGUACCUGGAUCACAGAGCAGGUAUUCUGUCUUUCUACAGCGUCUCUGAAACCAUGACUCUCCUCCACAGAGUCCAGACCACAUUCACUCAGCCGCUCUAUGCUGGACUUCGGUUCUUUUAUUAUGACAAUGACACUGCAGAGUUCAUUGAACUGAAAUAGACGGAAAUUAUUGAAGGACACUUGGUUAACACAGGUUUUUUUAGUUCUUUAGUUACCACUAUUUUUGGUCAACAUUGUUGUUACUCAGAGGUCACUGAUGUGCUGUUGCUUAACCUGUCAGUAACACUUUAUUGGUGCGACUUUAACAUUGUAUCAUUUGUUGUCUAGUUAUUGAUUGGUUAUGUUUUAAUGAAGGAAAUGUGUUUCACUCUGCAGAAACAAUACAGCCUCGUAUAUCUUUGUAAAUGUUGUAUGUUGUUCUGAUUAGCUAUUUAAUGUAAAACAUCCGAUGUCUAGUUUGUUUUAUCUUCUACACAAGAGUUAUUCUUUAUGGCAAAUUGUUUUUCAUUUAUGUGCACUGUCAUGUUUUAAUUUAGAGAAGUGGUCAGUUUGGUUGGGUGUUUUUGUG
This is a messenger RNA of Pundamilia nyererei, 1315 nucleotides long. RefSeq names its product tripartite motif-containing protein 16-like protein. The transcript has a single exon. Lineage: Eukaryota; Metazoa; Chordata; Actinopteri; Cichliformes; Cichlidae. The record is from RefSeq and is a predicted model, not a curated record. Gene Ontology annotation, molecular function: protein binding. Bases 28 to 906 code for a protein of 292 amino acids.